This is a messenger RNA of Perca fluviatilis (European perch), 572 nucleotides long. RefSeq names its product small nuclear ribonucleoprotein polypeptide E (gene snrpe). Gene Ontology annotation, molecular function: RNA binding. Bases 130 to 408 code for a protein of 92 amino acids. The transcript is spliced from 5 exons. Gene Ontology annotation, biological process: spliceosomal snRNP assembly; mRNA splicing, via spliceosome. Gene Ontology annotation, cellular component: U4/U6 x U5 tri-snRNP complex; U2 snRNP; precatalytic spliceosome. NCBI's taxonomy places the organism in Eukaryota, Metazoa, Chordata, Actinopteri, Perciformes, Percidae. The record is from RefSeq and is a predicted model, not a curated record.
CCAUGCGCAUGCGCAGAAGGAACCCGCCAUUAAAGCAACCUCACAACGUGAGUGUUUCGUUGGAGUGCACUCUACUUAAAAAGGUGCAAUUUUUGAACAUAUACCUCCCGCUGGUAUUUUCUUGGAAGAAUGGCGUACAGGGGACAAGGACAGAAGGUGCAGAAGGUUAUGGUGCAGCCCAUUAACCUAAUUUUCAGGUAUCUACAAAAUCGCUCACGGAUCCAGGUCUGGUUGUAUGAGCAGGUCAACAUGCGGAUAGAGGGCUGCAUUAUUGGUUUUGAUGAGUAUAUGAAUCUAGUUCUUGAUGAUGCAGAGGAGGUCCACAUGAAGACUAAGAACAGAAAGCCGCUGGGGAGGAUCAUGUUGAAAGGAGACAACAUUACCUUGCUGCAGAGUGUGACCACCUAGGACAGUGGAGAUGCCUACAAACCUUACCUUUCCUAGAAAGAAAUGUUUCCCUCCUUGUUUUAUUUUUGCGAAUGGUGUUAAGUAUGUUUGUGUUUAUACAACAUGAAUAUUGUAAUUGUUUCUUUCUACCACUUGGAUUUGAGAAUAAAUUUUUUUUUUUCUUA